CUAGCUCCCGCUUUAUAGCGCCUUUCCCGGCAUCCUUUGCUCUCUUCUGCCAGCUGCCGCCAACAUGGGUCGUGUGCGGACCAAGACCGUGAAGAAGGCCGCUCGGGUCAUCAUCGAAAAGUACUACACUCGCCUGGGGAACGACUUCCACACCAACAAGCGAGUGUGCGAGGAGAUCGCCAUCAUCCCCAGCAAAAAGCUACGCAACAAGAUCGCAGGGUAUGUCACCCAUCUAAUGAAACGUAUUCAGAGAGGUCCUGUGCGAGGCAUCUCCAUCAAACUGCAGGAAGAGGAGAGAGAGCGGAGGGAUAACUACGUCCCAGAGGUCUCUGCCCUGGACCAGGAGAUCAUUGAAGUAGAUCCUGACACCAAGGAGAUGCUGAAGCUGCUGGACUUCGGCAGUCUGUCCAACCUGCAGGUCACCCAGCCCACAGUGGGGAUGAACUUCAAAACACCAAGAGGAGCCGUCUAAGUCUAUCUGUGCUGUAUUCUUUUCCAAUAAACCUGGGAAACCCAUA
This is a messenger RNA of Tachyglossus aculeatus (Australian echidna), 518 nucleotides long. RefSeq names its product ribosomal protein S17 (gene RPS17). The record is from RefSeq and is a predicted model, not a curated record. Gene Ontology annotation, biological process: translation. Bases 65 to 472 code for a protein of 135 amino acids. Lineage: Eukaryota; Metazoa; Chordata; Mammalia; Monotremata; Tachyglossidae. The transcript is spliced from 5 exons. Gene Ontology annotation, molecular function: structural constituent of ribosome. Gene Ontology annotation, cellular component: ribosome.